Molecule: messenger RNA, 3774 nt
Organism: Neocloeon triangulifer
Lineage: Eukaryota; Metazoa; Arthropoda; Insecta; Ephemeroptera; Baetidae
Product: cGMP-specific 3',5'-cyclic phosphodiesterase
Exons: 20
Coding region: 146-3175 (1009 amino acids)
Biological process (GO): signal transduction
Molecular function (GO): 3',5'-cyclic-nucleotide phosphodiesterase activity; protein binding
Source: RefSeq, a predicted model, not a curated record
UUCUCCAGUAGUGGUGGCCCGGUGGCUGCUGGCAGGGUGGUGCAGCUCCUCACAUCCCCCAGACGACCGCUUUCUGCAGCCGAUUCUGCAGGGCUCAGACCCUUGGAUUUUCCGUGCGAAUGCUCAAGAUGGUGCUAUCGAAAAAAUGAACGAGGGCGACGAGGACCGCAACCUCGAGAGGUACCUGGAAGAACACCCGGACUUUGUGCGUCGCUGGCUCGUCGAAAAUGGCGACUCCAAGUUGCUGUCGACGCUGCUCGAGAAGCACCAGCAGCGCUCCAGCCUCAACAAUGGCUGCUCGGACGACGAGGCUUCCGAGGAGCAUCCGCCCAUCCGGUCCAUGCCGCGGAGCAAGCGGAACUCGGUGACGUCAGACCUUUUCCAAAUGCUCAUAACGUCGCCGCAGAGGAAAAGCUCCAGUGCAAAAAGUAUCAGCAUGUGCGGCGAAAUCAACAACUGCGUCUCGGCCCUGUCGAAACGCAACCUGGCCACCCUGGACGAGAACGAGCUGUUCAUGGAGCUGAUCAGGGACGUGGCCAACGAGCUGGACAUCAACGUCCUCUGCCACAAAAUCCUCGUCAACGUGGAGCUGCUGACGCACGCGGACAGGGGCUCCCUUUUCCUGGCCAGAGGACCCAGGGAGGCGCGAUAUUUGGUGGCCAAACUUUUUGACGUCACCGUUGAAACAGAACUGGAGGAGGCGGUGAAAAGGGUGCAGUCGGAGGAAAUCCGGAUUCCGUUUGGCCUCGGGAUCGCAGGCAGCGUGGCGCACAGCAAAGAAGUGAUCAACAUCAAAAACGCCUACGAGGACUCUCGGUUCAACGCCGAGAUCGACAUGAAGACGGGCUACAAGACCGACGUGAUUUUAUGCCUGCCAAUUUGCAACUACGAGGGCGAGGUGAUCGGCGUGGCGCAGAUCAUCAACAAGACGGAUGGAUCCAAGGAAUUCUCGCAGCGAGACGUCGAGGUGUUUCGGAGGUACUUGACGUUCUGCGGCAUCGGAAUUCAAAACGCUCAGCUCUUCGAGAUGUCUGUCUUGGAGUACCGAAGGAACCAGAUUCUGCUGAAUCUGGCGCGCAGCAUUUUCGAGGAGCAAAACAACCUGCAGUGCCUGGUGAGCAAAAUCAUGAAGGAGGCGCGCGACCUGCUCAAAUGCGAGCGCUGCAACGUGUUCCUGAAGGACCUGCCCGACUGCUCAGAGCCCAGCCACUUCGAGAACGUCUUGAUGGGGCCGCGCAUCUCGGAGGAACAAGAACCCAGCCAACCCCUUUUCCGCAGGGAGAGUAAGAAUUUGUCAAUUGAGGACGUUUACCAGCAAAAGUGUAUCCAAUUCCACACCGUCUUUGAGCUCAAGCUUAACGAAGACGUCGGCUCGGUACAUCGGCCAUCGCUGUUAGAACUGUCAAAAUCCACUUUGGCGCAAAUUGCUAAAUACGUCGCGGCCACAAAUGAGAUCCUGAACAUUGGCGACGUGUCGUCGUGGAUGAAGCAAGAAGUGAAGGAGGAGGACGGCUUUGUGACCCGCAGCAUCCUGUGCAUGCCCAUCGUCAAUGGGCAGAAAAGCGUCAUCGGAGUCGCCCAACUGAUCAAUAAGACGAAUGGCACGCCAUUCACCGACUGUGAUGUUUCCAUAUUCGAGGCGUUCGCGAUUUUCUGCGGCCUCGGCAUUCACAAUACGCAGAUGUACGAGAACGCUUGCAAGUUAAUGGCGAAACAAAAAGUAGCUCUUGAAUGUCUGUCGUACCACGCGGCGGCCUCGAGAGAGGACACGGAAAAGCUCAACAAAGAGGAAAUUCCUUCUGCGGAAACUUUUAACUUGUAUAGUUUCACGUUUAUCGACUUCAACCUAGAGGAGCACGACACGUGUCGCGCGUGCAUGCGGAUGUUCAUGGAGCUCAACUUGAUCAACCGUUUCCACAUUCCGUACCACGUGCUGUGCAGGUGGGUGCUGAGCGUCAAAAAGAACUACCGUCCGGUCAAGUACCACAACUGGAGGCACGCGCUCAACGUCGGCCAGACAAUGUUCGCCAUGCUCAAAACGGGCCGCAUGGAGCAGUUCAUGAAGGAUCUCGAGAUUUUCGGACUUCUGGUGGCGUGCCUGUGUCACGAUCUCGACCACAGGGGCACCAAUAACUCCUUUCAGACCAAAACUGAAAGUCCCCUGGCCAUUCUGUACACAACCAGCACCAUGGAGCACCACCAUUUUGACCAAUGCGUGAUGAUACUCAACAGUGAAGGCAACAAUAUUUUCCAGGCUCUAUCAACCGAAGACUACAGAGAAGUGAUGAAAGUGGUUGAGACGGCCAUUCUGUCCACCGACCUGGCCAUGUACUUCAAGAAGCGCAGCAGUUUUUUGGAGUUGGUCGAAAACGGAGAGUUCGAUUGGCAGAGCGAGGAGAAAAAAGAAGUGCUGUGUGGAAUGAUGAUGACAGCUUGUGAUGUGAGUGCCAUAGCGAAGCCGUGGGAAAUCCAGCACAAAAUGGCCAAGUUGGUGGCAGACGAGUUCUUUGACCAGGGCGAUCUGGAAAAAUUGAAACUCAAUCAACAACCGAUUGCCAUGAUGGACAGAGAGAGGAAAGACGAACUGCCCCAGAUGCAAGUGGGGUUCAUCGAUGUGAUUUGCAAGCCGCUUUACAAGGUUUUGUCUGAUACAUUCCCGUGGAUGCUGCCACUUUACGAGGGCUGCAUGGAGAAUCGGAAAAACUGGCAGGAUUUGGCCGAGAAGGUGGAAAUGGGGCUGACUUGGAUUGACCACGACACAAUUGACAAGCCUGUGGAGGAAUUCACCAAAACCUGUGAACCUGAGGACAUUGAAUUCACGGUGACCACUUUGCAUCAAGAGAAAAAGCAAUUUUCGGAGCACCCAGGGCGGCUGACGCGUCUCUCGCGGCGCAACGGCGGCCACCGCUUCAGCAGUCUGCGUCACUACACCUUCAAGUCCAAGGACAAGUCCUUCGACAAAGGUGUUUCUGCCAAAACCAGUCCCCCCACCCCAACCAAAGAGUUGAGCUCCCCGGAGUUUGAAACCGGGCUCGAGAAGACAAUCAAGGAACCCGGACCGAAGACGCCCGACGCUUUGCCCACUUUUGACCCGAAACCCCCUUCCGAGGCCGACGAGGGACCUUUGCUGACAGUGAUGCACAAGAAGAAGAAGAAAAAGUGCAUCAUCAUGUAAUUUUAUGGACUCCAAAUUUGGUCGAUAGGUGUUUACCAAUUUAAUUGAGCUCAAAAUUAAAUUAUUUUUUCUUAACCAUUGAGCAAUUUUUAAAUUUCCACUAAAAAAUUGUAUAAUUUUAAUUUGUGAUAUUAAUUUAAAAUGUGAUUAUUUAUUUCAAAUGUUCCAAGUCUAGCAGCUGCGCCGCUAGAAUAAUUUAAAUGUAGGUUUGUAAAUAUAGCCUAUAGUUUACAAAAAAAAAAAAAUGUGUGAGAGGCCCAAUAAAAAACUACGAUAAGCUGGAGAUUUUUAACUGACCUGUAAAUAAAUAAACCGCCAGAGAGCAGCUUAAAAUUGAGACAUGAGUAUUAUAUUUUUUACCACAUAAAUCGCGAACGAGCGAGAAAAUAAAAAUGUAUAAUUAAAAAAAAAGCAGAGAAAAGUGUAUAACAUCUAAAUUAAAAAGACUGUGUAGCUCGUAAGAUAUGAAAAAAUGUUCCAUGUUUCUCAAGCGCAUCAAUACUAUACUUAAUACUCUUUAGAAUUGAAAAAAAAAUAAUAAUUAGUCUAUGAUAAAACAAAAAAAUUAUAAAAUAAAAAAAUCUUGCAUAGACUUUAAA